CGUUCCUCGUCGUGCUGCUCAACAAGGCGCUGCUGACCACCCACGGGCAGAAGCGGGGCGGGCAGCGAGGAGCUGGCAGGAAGGGCUUCUCUGGCUCAGGGUGAGGCCAGCCGGCCCCUGUGCUGCCUCGUCGUGCCUGCGUUCAUGCUGCUGACGCUGUGACGGCACUGAUGGACCGUGCGUCUACACCCAGCUGCACGUUUGUAGCUCUGCCCCUGGAGACAGGCCCACCGUCAGCGGUUUCCUCCGAUGCUAACACCGGUUUCCCAUCACCAAUUGUUCUUGGAAUUGGACAGAUGGCAGUCACCAUAAUGAUACUGUAUGUGUCCAAGCUAAAUAAAAUAAUUCACUUCCCUGAUUUUGACAAGAAAAUUCCUGUAAAGCUGUUUCCUCUGCCUCUCCUCUACGUUGGAAACCACAUAAGUGGACUGUUGAGCACAAGCAAAUUAAGCUUGCCGAUGUUCACCGUGCUCAGGAAAUUUACCAUUCCACUUACUUUACUCCUGGAAAGCAUCAUACUCGGGAAACAGUAUUCACUGAGCAUCAUUACCAGUGUCUUUGCUGUCGUUCUCGGGGCUUUCAUAGCAGCUGGUUCUGACCUUGCUUUCAAUUUGGAAGGCUAUAUUUUUGUCUUCCUGAAUGAUAUCUUCACAGCAGCGAAUGGAGUUUAUACCAAACAGAAAAUGGACCCAAAGGAGCUGGGGAAAUAUGGAGUGCUUUUCUACAACGCCUGCUUCAUGAUUAUCCCAACUGUUAUUAUCAGUGCCUCCACCGGAGACCUUCAGCGGGCUACUGAAUUCAACCAAUGGAAGAAUGUUCUGUUUAUCAUACAGUUUCUUCUUUCCUGUUUUUUGGGGUUUCUGCUGAUGUUCUCCACGGUCCUGUGCAGCUAUUACAACUCGGCCCUGACCACGGCGGUGGUUGGAGCCAUCAAGAAUGUGUCUGUUGCCUACAUUGGGAUGUUAGUUGGUGGAGACUACAUUUUCUCCGUGUUAAACUUUGUAGGGUUAAACAUUUGCAUGGCAGGGGGCUUGAGAUAUUCCUUUCUAACACUAAGCAGCCAGUUAAAAACGAAACAACCUGUGGAUGAAGAAAAUAUCCCUUCAGAUUUGAAGAGCUAGAAUCUGGGGCAGAAUUGCGGACUGACUUGUAGUAGGAAUGUGAAGCCAGAGGUUUCAGACUUGGGACAUUUACCCCCUGGGUAAAGCAUGGGAAUGUCUGCAAAACGCAAAGAGAACUACCUCACAGGCCACCUCACGAUGAGCCGACGUCGCCCGGAGAAACACAUUUUGCCAAACCUUACCAGCUGAAAGCGAUUCUUCACAACAAGCCAUCGGGACCUGCACAGGUAGAGCGCCGAGUGCUUGUCCACACCUGUUGACACUGUCCCAUCGCCACACCUGUGCCGAAGAGGAGGUUGAUGCUGUGGUGGGGACACUUUCUUUUCAGCACCUUGGCCUUAAUGUCAAAGGUCCCAGCCAAAGAAAAGUGCCAGUGAGAAUAUUUGUUUCACAAAAUUAGCCAAUUAAGUGCCCGUAAGGUUAUUUGUUAGCCUUGAUUUAAGCUAUAUUGGUGACUUUUCCUAAUCAUCAAAGUAAAAUAAAAAAUAUUUCUGUGUGUGC
Messenger RNA from Galeopterus variegatus (Sunda flying lemur), 1622 nucleotides. It is a transcript of the gene SLC35D2, whose product is annotated as solute carrier family 35 (UDP-GlcNAc/UDP-glucose transporter), member D2. The record is from RefSeq and is a predicted model, not a curated record. Gene Ontology annotation, cellular component: Golgi apparatus. The transcript has 13 exons. The coding region runs from base 171 to 1121 and encodes 316 amino acids. NCBI's taxonomy places the organism in Eukaryota, Metazoa, Chordata, Mammalia, Dermoptera, Cynocephalidae. Gene Ontology annotation, molecular function: antiporter activity; GDP-fucose transmembrane transporter activity.